AUGAUAAAUACAACCCAAGAAGAGGUGGAUAUAAACCCAGAAACAGACAUAAAGAGAAAGAAGAAAGUGUUGAAGAAGAAAACCAAGUCAUCCUCGCACCAUAAUGAUGGCGAAUAUGUAGAAUAUAAACGCUCUGGGUCAUCGGAAAGACAUCAAUCUCCUCCUGUGUAUUAUCCACCACCACCCCCAAAUUAUCAAAUUCCUUACUAUCCUCCGCAUCCAUCGUCGCCUUAUGGAUAUUAUCCUCCAAGUCAAGUUCCAUUCGAUUACAACAGAGGAUUUGUAAAUCCAGUUCUUUCCAACCCACAAACCUCUUCAUCAGCUGAUGAUUAUAUUUAUGAUCAAAAUAGUGGAAAGUUUUAUUUCAAGCCUCGUAGAGAGGCAUUAAAUUGGAGAGUUCUUCUGCAGCUAGACAUUGACAAGAUCAUGGAUCAAGUGGAUAUUGAUACCCUAGAAAGCGUAACCAAGAAUGUGACAUUUUCGAGAAUUGACUAUAAUGAUCUGAGGUAUUUUAACGAAACCAAUUUUGUACAGGUCUUUAGAAUUUCUCAAUUAAUUAUUGAGUACUUGUUAUACGUUCAAAAUUAUUUAUCCACCAAAAAAAAAGAAAUAGAAGCGAAUGUGAAAACAAUCAUCCAAGAUUUUGAGGAGGCUAAACUGAGCUUAGUGAAAAAGUCGGAGGAAGUAGCAUAUUUAAAGAAAGAACUGAAACGAAAAAAGAAAGCGCUUUAUGCUUAUGAAUGUGUGUUCGGAACCAAUCCGGAAAAAGCCAGAAUUUUAUUGAUGUCACAAAGCAAUCCAAGUCAACCCUUACCUCAAACACAACCUCAACAAUCGAGUUCUCGGUCUGAAAGAGAAGAAACUUUUGGUGAACUACGGGGUGAUAUUAAACGUAUGCAAGAAGCGUUAUUCUCACAACUAGAAAACACAAUAGAGAAAAAACAAAGUCAGCUUGAAAAAGAAAAUCAAAAGAAGUUGGACUAUUUUCAAAACGAGUUUGAAAAAUUUACAGAAAGCUUUAAAAAGCAACAAGAAAAUUUAUACUCUACCAUAGCAAAGUCCGUGACUAAGUUUACAGAAAGUGACACCUCCCAAAAUGCUGAUUCAGCGAGUAGAGAUGAAUUUCUUCAACUGUCUACUCAUAUUCAAAACCUUAUUCAACAAAACAAUCAACAAAUGCUCACCUCUUUCGAAAGAAAACUGAACGAUCUCUCUGCAUCUACCAAGCAAGUGAAGAAAGCUGAAAAUGAUCUUGAAGUUGUGGAACUAAAGAAAAAGUUGGACACGGUGAUGAACGUAUUGCAAGCCAAGCAAAUGGAACAAGUAAAACCGGUAGAGGUUGUGGUAAACAAAAUGAGUCGAGUGGAAUCGACCCCAGCACAAGAAGAAACAAUCGUUGUUAAGGCCAAGCCAAAACAUGAAAUUGUGAAAAAAGAGGAGCCCGUCGUUGUUGCAGUUCAAAGAAAGGAAGAGCCUCCCAAGAAAGAAAAAGUAGAUUUUAAACCAAAAGAGCCAAAGAAAGAGCCAAUGAAGGAACCAGUCAAAGCCCAACCUAUGGAAGUUUCAAAACCAAAGGAUGAACAAAAAGACCCUCCUAAAUCAAGUGUAAGAUCGACAUCUCCACCAACGAAAAAUGCAACGAUAGUGGAGAGCAGUUCAAGAUCUUCUGUCGUCAUUGAACAACCUAAAGCGGUGAAUGCUCAACCCGUUUCAGUUCCAAAGCCACUAGAAGAUCCAAAACCACAACCACCCAUAUCACAUCCAUCAGAAGACGAAAACGAUCAUGAUCAAAGUUACACAACAACAACAACAAGUGAGACAUCAGAGACAACCAAUACCACGGCAACGAGCAUUGAUGUUAGCACCCUAGGUCUUAAAGAGAGAAUUUACAGAGAUAUUGAGCUUGGGAAAGUAUUUGAAGAAUUUGAUGACAACAUUGCAUAUCAACAUGAAGAGGACAAACCCUGGCUUACUUCCAAAUUUAAACAAAAUCCAAUCUUUAGAGAUUUACAAAAAACAGAAACACAAACGCUGGUUGAUCACGAAUUACAUGUCAGAGGAAUUGAUUCCGAUCAAAAAGGCAUGUCUGAAUCAGAAUAUGCUCGUGGUUUAAAGUCACUCCAAAAAGAACGUGAUUCUGUAGUUAAAAACAAUCCCGAUCAUUUGGUAAUUAUGAAUGCUUUGAGAGAAAAAGUCGACAAUAUUGUGGCUGAAUCAAGCAAGAGUAUUCAUCCUCAAGUGGCUUUCAGUCAACACAUUGAUGACAUUAUCAACAAGAUACAAAAGAUGAAUACUUUUGAUGAAGAGAAGAGAAAACUUCCAUUAGAAACUCCAAAGACACCUCAAUCACCAUUCCCAGUAGUAGGAGUCAAAGACGAUUCUGAGGACGACGAAAAGGACACACCCACUGUUAAAAUACCUCAAAAACGUAAUACUGAUAUUCACAAGUCAGAGAAUGUUGUAAAAACAAUGGCGGGUGCCUUAAUGCAGGAAGCUCUCAAAAAGAAGAAGGAAAUGGAUGAAAAGAAGGAAAAACCAGUCACUGCGCUCGAUGCAUCCAAUAGUAAACAGAACCAAAUUGAAGAACAGAAAGAGCGGAGAGUGGACCAACAAACUACUCUCAAAUCGAUGGAUUUCACAAAGAACGUUAGUGAUGACGAGCAAGAGGAAGCUAAGAGUGUGAACAAUACAAAAAUUAUUGAAGCUGAAUUUGAGGAUGAACUCAUUGAGGAUGAUCAUGAGAUCAUUGGCUCGACGGUGUAUGAGGAAGUAGGACAUGGAGAUGAAGAUGACUCCCAAUACACGUAUGAAUAUGAAACUGCAACGGAACAAGAUCCAAAUGAAACCAAGCGAGGGGAUGUUACAGUUCAGGAGGAGGAAAUGGAUGAAUCUUUUGUAAAAUCUUUGAAGAAUAAGGAUACCAUUCAGACCUUCUCAGCUGUCGACGAAGAUUCUGAUAUUUCUGAAGCACGUGUUGGCGGCAAUCAGCAGCCAUUUAAGAGCGCACCCAACCUACAGAAAGCUAGUACCCACUUGGAACCAGAAGAAGAGAGCACAGUUACGAAAGUGGUAAGCAAAGUUUCAAAGCUGAAAGCUCACUCCAGUGAUGAAGACGACAGCGAUGAUGACGACUUACCAUUCACAAAAGGAAGUUCAUCUCUGACCAACGCUGCUCUUGGCAACAAGUUUAAAAGUUUGAACAACAUGUGGGAAGACAUGAACAAGAAGAAGAAUGUAUCGGUGGAUGACAGUUUGGAUUUACCUGGGUCUGACGACUUUGAUAUUUCGUCAUUCAAGCAACAGGUUCCUACUUCCAAAAACACUGCACGUGCUGGCGCCUCAAUGCUUUCGUCAGAUGUUUCUGGUUUUAUUAAAACGCUUAAAGAGGAGGAGGACGAUUUAGACACCGAAGAGCUGUAG
Naegleria lovaniensis is the source of this 3420-nucleotide messenger RNA. RefSeq lists its product as uncharacterized. The transcript has 3 exons. NCBI's taxonomy places the organism in Eukaryota, Heterolobosea, Eutetramitea, Acrasida, Naegleriidae. Bases 1 to 3420 code for a protein of 1139 amino acids. The record is from RefSeq and is a predicted model, not a curated record. Gene Ontology annotation, cellular component: cytoplasm.